Molecule: messenger RNA, 2130 nt
Organism: Galendromus occidentalis (western predatory mite)
Lineage: Eukaryota; Metazoa; Arthropoda; Arachnida; Mesostigmata; Phytoseiidae
Product: neprilysin-3
Exons: 17
Coding region: 1-2130 (709 amino acids)
Biological process (GO): protein processing
Cellular component (GO): plasma membrane
Molecular function (GO): metalloendopeptidase activity
Source: RefSeq, a predicted model, not a curated record
AUGGAGCUCCGUUCAUGGAUUCCCGACAUCCAUCAGGUCUUAUCGAUGAUCCUCAGUCCUCGAUCCAAAAGUCAACGGCUGAAAGCGAUUUCGUUCCUCUUGGUUGUGUGCAUGCUGCUGAGCGGUGCCUACGCCGAUGACGAUGCCGAGGGAGACGGAGAAGGAGGAGACGAGGGCAGCACGCAAGACCCCUCUGGGAUUGCACCCAACGGGACGUGUUCGGAUCCUGUCUGUGAGGAUAAAAUGGACAUGCUUCAGAGGAGCAUGGAUGACUCGAUCAAUCCUUGUGUGGAUUUCUACGCAUACAUGUGCGGCAACUACACCGCGCCGGAAACUCCCCUCGACGCCGUGAUUCAUUUCCUGAUGAGGGGGAAAGCCGAGAAUCAAGCCGAGCGGCAAGCUCAGACAUUCUACAGAUCGUGUCUCUCACAGAACGAUCAUCCACAGAGAAAUCUCAAUCUUAAGGCGCUUCAAGAUGUUAUGGAAGAUCUCGGAGGCUGGGAAUUGAGUGGAAGCACCAUGAAACUAGAUAUGCCAGCUUUGAUGAAUAAAGUGCAUAACAAGUACGGAGCCACCCUCUUUUUCGCCUGGGGUGUGAACUUCGACCCGACGAAUUCCUCACAGCACGUCAUCUUGAUCACACCGGAGGACAGUCAAUCGGGUUUCUGGAGGAGAAUGACAGGCAAUGAGAAUCAGAUUCAAGAACUCUCCCAAUAUCUUGUGGAGUUGAUGGUGGCAUCCGACGAUCCGGGUCAGAACAACGGCCCGCAAUUGGUGCAGAUGGUGAAGGACAUCAUCCAACUCAAUGACGGCUUUCAGAGGUCAACGAUGGAGGAGCUCACAUACGAAAAGCUCACCGUGUCCGAAAUGGACGAAAUCUUCCCUCAUGUGAAUUUCACGAAUUUCUUCUACAUGCCUUUCUUGCGGGGUGAUGUAGUUAUCUCAACGCAAACUAUGCUCAGCGUAUUCAAUCGCCGAGCCUUGGAGAAUUUGGCCCUCGUCAUAAGCGAGAGCUUGAGCGAUCCCAUUCGACAGAGAACGCUUGCCAAUUACAUCAAGAUACGGGCCUUGAUCCACGUGGCCCAAAACCUGGAAACAGAUCCAGACUUGCUACAAAGCCUCUGCUUAGAAGCCGCUUUCAAAAGACUGACGGCGGCGAUGAACUCGAUUUACGUGAGACAGAGCUUCACCAGAGAUUCUACAGUGAGAGAAGACGUCACGAACCUAUUCGGAUCCAUAAAAAAAUCCUUCAGUGAGAGGCUUAGCAAUAUGACCUGGAUGGAUGACCUCACGAAACUUUACGCCAUGAGCAAGGUGCAGAACAUGUCAAUACUGGCCGGAUAUCCGGACAAAUAUUUCGACGACUCGUAUAUGACGGAUCGACACGCCAGCCUGGCUCUUGACCCUCUUAAUCUCAUAGAGAACGUCCUACGAAUCCAAAAAUUCAACUUGGAGUCUGCGGCUAGCACGCUGCUGUUAGCGGCGAACAAGACGGACGCUUUCGAUAUUUAUCAUGCCAAAGGGAGGAAUGCGUUCUACUUGUACGGCGUGGACUGCGUUCUCGUCCUCCCGCGUUUGCUACAGGAACCUUUUUACCACACAGAUUACCCCGACACUGUGAAGUACGCGGCUCUGAGCUUCAUAUUGAGUCGAGAGCUUAUUCACGCCUUCUUCGUUCCCGACAUCUACGUCGACCACAAAGAUUUGUGGAUGUCGGAGGGUAGCUUUGAAGAGUUCCAGCGUUUAUCGCAGUGCUAUGUGGAUCGCUACUCGAAAUUUAGCUUCAAUGGAACGCAGCUCAACGGGACUCUGAAGCUGGAUGAGAACAUUGCCGAUGUCAGCGGAUUAGCGCUCGGCUAUGACGUGUUCAAGUCGAAAUUGAAUCAGACUGACUCGCUAUCACCUGUCAAGCCGGGUAUAAGUGCUGAUCAAUAUUACUACAUGGAGUUCGCUCAUUUCCUCUGCCGCGAGCCCAAUCGUGCGGACAGCCCUCAAGAGGUGGCAUUCAGUCGGCAUUCGCCUUCCCCCAUCAGGGUGAACGGUGCGACAGCCACCUCCGUAGAUUUCAAGCAAGCAUUCAAGUGCUUCGUCAAGGACGAGGAGGAAAGAUGUCCUCUGUGGUACGACUGA